Messenger RNA from Castor canadensis (American beaver), 1029 nucleotides. RefSeq names its product melanoma-associated antigen B4-like. Lineage: Eukaryota; Metazoa; Chordata; Mammalia; Rodentia; Castoridae. Gene Ontology annotation, biological process: negative regulation of transcription by RNA polymerase II. Gene Ontology annotation, cellular component: nucleus. The record is from RefSeq and is a predicted model, not a curated record.
AUGCCACGGGGACAGAAGAGCAAGCUCCGUGCUCGUGAGAAACGCCGCCAGGCCAGAGAUGAACAACAGAGUCUCAAGGAUACUCAAGCCAUUUCAGCAGGAGGGUACAUCUCCCGCUCCUCACAUGGUUCUGGUGAUGCUGUCCCAAGCACCUCAUCAGCUGGCUUGCCCCAUAAGUCUCAGGGAGCUACAUCCAUCACCACUGCUUCUGUAGGUGGUUCACACAAAAAAUCUGGUAAAGGUGGCAGGAGCCAGGAGGCUGAAGGUACACAUUACUCUAGGGCCCCACACUCCACUAAGAGCUCUCAGAAGGAGCUUCUCCUGAAGAAGGCAGGGAUGUUGAUGCAGUACCUGUUGUAUAAAUAUAAAAUGAAAGAGCCCAUUUUCAAAGGGGAAAUGCUUAAAAUUGUCAACAAAAGUUUCAAGGAACAUUUCCCUGAGAUCCUCAAGAAAGCCGCUGAGCGUAUGGAUCUGGUAUUUGGUCUUGAGUUGAAGGAAGUCAAGCCCCAUGGUAACACCUAUACACUUAUCAACAAGGUAGAGCUCAGCAGCAAGAAAGAUAUGAUCACUGGCUUAGGCUUUCCCAAGAAUGGGCUUCUGAUGCCUCUCCUGGGGGUGAUCUUCUUAAAUGACAACUGCGCCACCGAGGAGGAAGUCUGGGAAUUUCUGAAUAUUUUAGGGGUCUAUGAUGGGAAGACACAUACAAUCUUUGGGGAUCCCAGAAAGCUUAUCACCCAAGAACUGGUGCAGGAAAGGUAUCUAGAAUACCGGCAGAUGCGUGGCAGUGAUCCUCCGCGCUAUGAAUUCCUGUGGGGUCCCCGAGCUCAUGCUGAAACUACUAAAAUGAAAGUCUUGGAGUUUUUGGCCAAGGUUAAUGAUACUGAACCUAGUGACUUCCCAGCCCAUUACGAAGAGGCUUUGAGAGAUGAAGAAGAAAGAGCCAAAGCCAAAGUUCCAGACAGGUGUGGCACUACUGUCAAGGCCAAGGCAUGUGCUAGAGGGACACCUGGCAGCUCUUACUGCCCCUAG